Molecule: messenger RNA, 1038 nt
Organism: Symbiodinium sp. CCMP2456
Lineage: Eukaryota; Dinophyceae; Suessiales; Symbiodiniaceae
Source: the annotation of a GenBank genome assembly
GAACGAGAAGAAGAGCGACAAAAAAAGAAGCAGGAGUUCAAGCAAGAGAUGCUGAAGCAGGGCGAGCACGCGCAGUGGAGACUCGACUCUCAGAACCGAGAGACCAUUGAGAAGUGGGAGAAAGAGGAGAAGGAUCGGUGGGAAGAGGAGGUGUUCCGGUCCUUCGACGAGGAGACUGGAGCACUUCUGCCAGAGUCCGAGCCGACCAUCGAGGACAUCACAGAGCAGGAUCGAAGCUCUGAAGACAGAAGAGAGGCUCCGGCACCGACGGCUCCUCCACCAGUGGCUGCCAAGGCUAAGAAGUCCUCCAAGGCAGCGCCGGUAGAGGAGGACCUUUCAGAGGAGGAAGCUCCGAGAGAACCUGAGCCGAUCGUCAAGGCAGAAGAGCUCCAACGAUGGCGCGAAGAGGAGGAGACAGAGGAGUACGUACCCCAGGUGCGCGACAACCCCGGGAAGAUCGGCAUUCGCUUCACUGCUCGGCCGCGACCAGGCGUGCCGGUGCGUGACCGUGGACGCAAAGCGCCGCCAUUUCCCAAGGACGCGCCGAAGAGCGAUGCUCCGCCCAUGAUCGCCGGUGAUGAGGAGGACGAGAGUGAUCCAGUCUGGCUGAAGGACAAGGGCGACAAGCUCAUGACCCUCGGAGACUACCAGGGUGCCUACAACGCCUACACCGAGGCCCUGAAGUUGGCCUCGAAUGCGCGCUGCUUUGCGAACCGCGCCGUGGCUGCUUUGUACCUCGGUAACUUCGAACAGUGCUUGGAGGACUGCAACCGAUCCAUCCAGAUCUUGGACUUCAGGAACAAGGCUCGUCCGGGUGAGAUCUCGCAUACCGCCGACCCAGAGGACGAGAAGGUGAGGGCCCGGGUGGAGGUCAGAAUGGGUGUGGCGUUCCUCUGGCUGGGGGCCUUCCAGAAGGCUGAAGCUCAUUUCGAGAAGGCGCUCAGCAGCGAAGGGCUGGAAAUGGAGGAGGCCAAGCAGGUCCGCCUGGAUCUUCAACGCGUCCAGGCGGCGAAGAAGGCACUCCAAGAGAAAGAGCAG